Messenger RNA from Aquila chrysaetos chrysaetos, 570 nucleotides. It is a transcript of the gene FERD3L, whose product is annotated as Fer3 like bHLH transcription factor. The transcript has a single exon. Gene Ontology annotation, biological process: regulation of transcription by RNA polymerase II; developmental process. The record is from RefSeq and is a predicted model, not a curated record. Lineage: Eukaryota; Metazoa; Chordata; Aves; Accipitriformes; Accipitridae. The coding region runs from base 1 to 570 and encodes 189 amino acids. Gene Ontology annotation, molecular function: RNA polymerase II transcription regulatory region sequence-specific DNA binding; protein dimerization activity; DNA-binding transcription factor activity, RNA polymerase II-specific.
AUGUCAGCCAGCCUCUUCCCAGCCCACCAGCGCCAGGGGCUGCUGGCUGAGCUGCGCGGCAGAGCCCCGCAAGCGCCCUGCCCAGAGCGGCUGCUGGGCGCCUCGGUGCUGGAUUUCGUGGCCGACCUCUCCCUGGGCGCCCCCCAGGGCCCCCCCGGGGCAGGGCCGGGCCUGGGGCUCCGCGAGGUCACCUCCGGGCCUCCCUUCGGGGACAGAGCCCUUUCGCUCCGGGAGGGCAUGGCCCGGGGGCUGUCCCUGGCUGCCUUCGGAGAUGGAGGUCCCGAAGACGAGGAAGAGGAGGAAGAAGAGGAGAGGAUGCGCGGCACUUCCCUCCUGGACAGGCCCAGGAGAAAGCGGGUUAUCACCUACGCCCAGCGCCAGGCUGCCAACAUACGGGAGAGGAAGAGGAUGUUCAACCUCAACGAGGCGUUUGAUCAGCUGAGGAAGAAGGUGCCCACCUUCGCCUACGAGAAGAGGCUCUCCCGGAUAGAGACCUUGCGCCUGGCCAUAGUGUACAUCUCCUUCAUGACUGAGCUCCUGGACGGCUGCGGCAGGCGGGAGGCGAGCUAG